Messenger RNA from Rosa chinensis, 423 nucleotides. Its product is annotated as serpin-ZXA. Gene Ontology annotation, molecular function: serine-type endopeptidase inhibitor activity. NCBI's taxonomy places the organism in Eukaryota, Viridiplantae, Streptophyta, Magnoliopsida, Rosales, Rosaceae. The record is from RefSeq and is a predicted model, not a curated record. Bases 1 to 423 code for a protein of 140 amino acids. The transcript has a single exon.
AUGUUCUGGUUACUUCCGGAUGCAAGAGAUUGGCUGCCGGCUCUGGUUGAGAGAGCUGGGUCGGAGCCGGGGUUUCUAGAUCACCAUCUUAAUGGUUGUUGCAGGCGUGUUAGGGUUGGGAAAUUCUUGAUCCCACAGUUUAAGAUGUCUUCCGGGUUUGAAGCUUCGAGUGCUACGAAGAAAUUAGGGCUGGGUUGUGAUUUAAUGGCCAUAGUUCAUGAGGCUGUAAUAGAGGUCGAUGAAAAUGGCACAAAAGCUGCAGCUGCUACUUGUGCUCGUAGUUAUUUUGGCGAUGGUGAGGUCUCUAAGCCUGAUGAGGAAGAAGACUUUGUGGCUGAUCACACCUUCAUGUUUCUCAUAAGGGAAGACCUGACCGGAACGGUCAUGUUCAUGGGGCAGGUGCUCAAUCCUCUUGCAGGCUGA